UAAUUAAUUUUGCUUUCAAAUAUCUUUUAUUACAAUUGUUAAUAAUAUAUAGCACGUUCUAUAACUAACAAUACAACAAAUAAGGAGUUAUUUUAUAAAAUAAGUUAAAAAAUAAGUUAAAAGUAUGAAAUAAAAUUUUUUCAUUUGAAAUUUCUUUUUUGAGUAAAACAACAGAAAAAUUUUCAAAUUUUAAAUGGAUUAUAUCCAUAGAUAUAUAUCAAUAGAUUAUAGGUAAUAUUCAAUUUAUUAUAUUUUUUUUUAUUUUUAAUUAAUUAACGUAUAAUUUUUUUAUUUAAACAUUUUCAUGAUAAUAGUUGAUUUUAUGUAUACUAUUUUUUUAGGCGCUAAGAAUCUGCUAUUGCAUUAGAUCCAUUGUAUAAUUUAUGCAUUUAUAUAUGUAUAUGCUCUAUAAUUGAUAAUAUUUUAUUAUUAUUAUUUGUUUCAAUAAUUAGAUCUUUCAUUAGAAUUGUUAUCAUUUAAUUAAUAUUUAUAAGAUAAUAAGAACAUAUACUUUUAAAAUUUUCGCAAAUUUAAAAUCGAUUAAUUUUAUUUAAUCUACCUAAACAAGACAUGCGCAUAAUCUAUUGAAUAAAAUAUUCAAAAUUGCUGAUCAAUUUCAAGUAAUUUACCAAGUUAAAGGACUAAGUUAUCCAUUGUUAUCGAGAUCGAUUGAUAAGUAAUGAUAGAACAGAAUAACGAAAUACCCAUCGAUCAUUAUUUCGAUACGACCCUUUUUAGGAAUUGGUAUAUGGAUGCUUAUGCAUUGAUUCAAAUAGAAUUGCUUCUGCAAUUUCAACGAUGUCAAAAGAAUUACGAUUAUAUAAGAAAUACGCUAGUUUUGUAAAACUUUUUCUUCUCAUUGGUGGAAUAUGUCCAAUUACAAGAGAAUUGAAUAUUAUUUAUCGAUAUAUACCAAUUUGGGCGAUAUUUUCUUGCUUUAUAGAGUUGUGUGCGGUUGGAAACUCUAGCUUGCAAAAUAUUGAGAAUAUUCCUUUGCUUACUGCUUCACUCAUUCUCUUUGGCACCAUAUUGAAUGUAAUAACAAAGGCUUCCUGUUUUUUCAUCCAUCGAAAAAAAUUACAACAAGUAAAUGAUAUACUCAGUUCUAUUUUAGAAGAAAUAUUGAGUGAAAUAUAUAUAAAAUCAGUAAUUUUAUUCUAUCUUCAAAAGUUUUAUCGAUUGAUUUAUGUACAGACAGUAUUAAUGUUCGUCACUAGUAUCAUUUAUUCAAUGAAACCAAUGAUUAUAAAAUUGUUUUACGAUGUAAAUAUAACGAAUGUGCAAUAUCCUUUGCCUCUUUUUGGAACUUUUCCUUGGAAAAUCAAUUCGAUAUUAAUUUGGCAAUUGCAUUAUUUUUUCGAUGUAAAUAUUCUUUGGUUCAUAUUUUUUAUAUCUGUCAGUGUAGAUGCAUUUUUCGGGUUUUGUAUGUUUCGUAUCUCCGUAAUAUUACGUUUUUUGAGUUUUGAAUUCAAGAGAUCUUCAAUUGAUGACAAAAAUAAAAGGAAUAAAGAAAAGAGUUAUCAGCAAAUCUUUCGAGAAUGUGUCGAAAAACAUGUUUUAUUGUUAAAAUGUCGAAAUAUUAUCCAAGAGAUUUACGGACCUAUCAUUUUAUUAGUGACUAUAACGAAUGCAAUGAGCAUGUGUUCUAUAAUAUUUCAACUAUUUCAGGUUAAUGGAAUAAAUAUCUAUAAAAUUGGAACAUUCAUGAUUUACCUUAUCUUAAAAUUAAUACAAACAUUUUUAUAUUCCUGGCCCGGAGACGUAAUCUUUACUGAGGUUUGUACUAAUUGGAAAUGUACUUUUCGUUAUCUUAAAUUGUUUAUGAACAAGCGUGCAAACAAAUGA
This is a messenger RNA of Apis cerana (Asiatic honeybee), 1845 nucleotides long. RefSeq lists its product as uncharacterized. Gene Ontology annotation, molecular function: olfactory receptor activity; odorant binding. The record is from RefSeq and is a predicted model, not a curated record. Lineage: Eukaryota; Metazoa; Arthropoda; Insecta; Hymenoptera; Apidae. Gene Ontology annotation, biological process: sensory perception of smell; detection of chemical stimulus involved in sensory perception of smell. Gene Ontology annotation, cellular component: plasma membrane.